Messenger RNA from Lycium barbarum (goji berry), 1031 nucleotides. RefSeq names its product LIM domain-containing protein PLIM2c. The transcript is spliced from 5 exons. Gene Ontology annotation, biological process: actin filament bundle assembly. Lineage: Eukaryota; Viridiplantae; Streptophyta; Magnoliopsida; Solanales; Solanaceae. The record is from RefSeq and is a predicted model, not a curated record. Gene Ontology annotation, molecular function: actin filament binding. Gene Ontology annotation, cellular component: actin cytoskeleton; plasma membrane. The coding region runs from base 151 to 816 and encodes 221 amino acids.
GACCAUGAAGCUUGUUAGAUAUAAGAAGGAAAAAUAGGAUCAUUGUAAGUUUUUUUUCUCUGCCAUUUCUCAUUGAGAAAAAGUUGUUAUUGAGAUUUGAGUUACAAAAUAUUAAGGAAGAGAAUUAAUUAAGAAUAAAGGGAAAAGGAAAUGGCAUUCACAGGGACAUUGGAUAAAUGCAAAGCUUGUGAUAAGACAGUUUAUUUUGUUGAUUUGCUGUCUGCUGAUGGAGCUACUUUCCAUAAGUCCUGCUUCAAAUGUAGCCAUUGCAAAGGCACUCUUGUGAUGAGCAACUACUCAUCCAUGGAUGGAGUCCUCUACUGCAAGCCACAUUUCGAACAACUUUUUAAGGAAUCUGGAAAUUUUAGCAAGAACUUUCAGACUUCCAAGCCUGAGAGGGAAAAUUCGCUGACAAAGGCUCCAAGCAAACUAUCUGCCUUGUUCUCUGGAACCCAAGACAAAUGUGCUGCUUGCGACAAAACUGUUUACCCUCUGGAAAAGGUAACAAUGGAGGGAGAAGCAUUCCACAAAUCAUGCUUCAAGUGUGCUCAUGGAGGUUGUCCGUUAACUCAUGCUACAUAUGCUGCACUUGACGGAGUCCUCUAUUGCAAGCACCAUUUUUCACAACUUUUCAUGGAGAAAGGAAAUUACCAGCAUGUCCUCAAGGCUGCAAAUAACAAGAAGAGUGCUGUGGCACCUGUCGAUGAUGAUGAUAAUAACAAUGAAGAGCCUGCUCAUGACAAGGCAGAUGAUGAAGAACAGCCAGAUAAGAAGGAACCUGGUGAUGAUGAUAAGCAACCACAAGAAGAAUCUUGAUCACCCCAUGUUACUUAAUUAUUGAUUAAUGUUUGUGUUUUUGAAAAGUUUUUUCAUUUAAAAUCCAAGGUAAAUUAACCCCUCUUUUAGUUAUUGUGAUCAAAAUUCUUGUUAUCUAUUUUGAGUAUACAAUUUUUUUUUUCUUCAGACUUGGUGUCCAGUUUGUAAACACGUUUGAGACGUUAUCCAUUUUGAUUAUACAAUGAUUUGUUAGU